Messenger RNA from Paralichthys olivaceus (Japanese flounder), 2033 nucleotides. NCBI's taxonomy places the organism in Eukaryota, Metazoa, Chordata, Actinopteri, Pleuronectiformes, Paralichthyidae. The record is from RefSeq and is a predicted model, not a curated record.
GUUUGUUGUCUCUACGUCAGUGCCUCGUGUGUUUCUGAGCUCAUCACUUCCUCUCUGGGUUUAUUGCUGUGAACUGCUUCACCUUCAUAAGCGAGGAGAGAACUGGACGAGGUGAAGGAUUGAAGAGGAGGACAGAGUCGAGACAGAUCAGUGUGGGAGGACGUUAACCAUCCAUCAGUCUGGAACCUUUACCCGAGUCAGACUAAGCAUCGGCAGACACGAAACAUCUAACGGUAAAAGUUUAAACGGAUCUGGGAGAUGGGAAGGGUGGGCGAGAAACAUCCAGAGAGACUGAGAGUGUGGUAGAGAGAGAGAGAGAGAGAGAGAGAGGGGCUUGUGGGUGAGGCUCACUUGGAUCCAAAAACUCCCUGGAGCAGCGAGCGAUGAGAGAAACGAGGCACAAAGUUGUGGAGCUGCAACUGAAACAGGAGUGAAACACUGGUGGGAAACAUCAGGAGGAAAAGUUACAGGAUCAUCUCUCAUCAACACAAGUUGGGAACUGAGACGACAAAUGGAUGACUCUCUCUUCUCUCUGUCUUCGAGGACUGUUUGAGUGGGUUGGACGCCGCAGUGCUGAAGAAACACAGAGUCCCGUUAUCACAGACUGAAGAGUUCAUCAUCAUGUCAGGCAGACUGGUUCCUGUCCUUCUCCUCUCGUUCAGUCUGACGCUGGGUUCGGUCCAGAGUCAGGGUUCCUCCCAGGACGCCUUCAUAAUCCAGUAUCUGGAGAGGAGGCUGGCUCAGAUGGAGGAGCGUCUGAAUCAAUGUGAGCAAAGCACGAUGAGCGUCACCCAGAAGACCUACGACCUCUCCUCUGACAUCAGAGGUUAUCUGUCCUCUCUCAGUGUUCUGAGGUCGGAGGUGAAGAGUCAGGUGGACAGCGUGUCCGUGCGUGUGGACCGGAUGGAGAGAGAGUUGGAGUAUCUGGAAAACAAGAUCCCCACCCAGAGCGACAUCGAGAUGGAGGAGGCGCUGCUGGAACAACAGAUCAAAGCUGCAGAGCUGGACCAGUUAAAGAAGAAAGCAAAGAUCAAAGUGGAGAAUGACUGCAGCACAGCUCUGAGUCAGAUCAAGUCCCUGAAGAUUGUGAAGAAGGCCGGAGACACUUAUGGUUCCUGGUUCAAGGAUCCAUCAGAACGAUCUGCUAAGGUCUACCUGCUCAGUGGAAUUCGUAACAACACGCUGCUGGAAUACGUUUCCCUGCAAAGCUUCAGUGAGAGAACCACCUCCUCCUCAGCCAAGGUGGUGCAGCUGCCCUUCCACUGGCAGGGGACGGGUCAUGUGGUCUACAACGGAUUCCUCUACUACCACAAGGCAGAUACACCCAACCAGAUUCUGAAGGUGGAACUGUUGAACCGUACAGUGGUGGACAGCACUCUCCUCCCGGGAGCAGGUCGACUCCCAGUCUACAGUCUGAACCCCGACACUUAUCUGGACCUGGCUGUGGAUGAACUCGGCCUGUGGGUCAUCCACGCUGACCCUGAGUAUGGAGGAAACCUGGUCAUUACCAAACUGGAUAAAGUGAGUUUGGCAGUUGAAUACACGUGGGACACACAGUGCAGAAGUCGUGAUGCUGAAGGAGCGUUCGUGAUAUGUGGGACCAUGUACGUCGUCUACAACACACGCUACGGAGGACGCUCCACCAUCCAGUGUCUCUACGACAUCCAUGACACCAUCCACAGCGAUGAGAGUCCUGUGAUGUUCUUCCCGAAGCGCUACACCAGCCACAGCAGCAUCCACUACCACCCCGGAGACAAACAGCUGUACGCCUGGGACGAUGGCUACCAGACGAUAUACAAAGUGGAGACACGCAGGAACGACCAGGCCGCUGCAGAAUGAGGAGAAAACAAAACACCUGAGUCAUCACUUCACUCUUAAAAGCUUCAGUUUAGAAAAAAAAUAAUUGUUGUGAGUUUAUAAUCUGCUGUUUUCAGUAUAGUGAUCCUUUGCUGGCAAUGGAUGAUGCCUUCAUCACUGUUAACGAUUGUGUCCAACCAACUGCAUUUUAUACAUAGACUUUAUACUUUAUACUG